GCAAUCCAGGCUGUUGGGGGGGAAGACGGCCCUUGCGGUGAGCCGGGCCCUAGGGGCGAGCCAGGCUGUUGCGGGGAUGAAGGUUCUUGGGACGACCCAGGCCCUAGGGGCAAUCCAGGCUGUUGCGGGGAAGACGGCCCUUGCGGUGAGCCGGGCCCUAGGGGCGAGCCAGGCUGUUGCGGGUAUGAAGGCCCUUGCGGCGACCCAGGCCCUAUGGCAAUGAAGGUUCUUGGGGCGAGCCAGGCCCUUGCGACGACCCAGGCUGUUGCGGAGAUGAAGGCCCUUGCGGUGACCCAGGCCCUAGAGGCAAUGAAGGUUCUUCUGGGGAUGAAGGCCCUUGGGGCGACCCAGGCCCUACGGGUGAGCCAGGCUGUUGCGGGGAAGACGGCCCUUGGGGCGACGAAGGCCCUAGAGGCAAUGAAGGUUCUUGUGGUGAGCCGGGCUGUUGCUGGGAAGACGGCCCUUGCGGUGAGCCGGGCCCUAGGGGCGAGCCAGGCUGUUGCGGGGAUGAAGGUCCUUGGGACGACCCAGGCCCUAGGGGCAAUCCAGGCUGUUGCGGGGAAGACGGCCCUUGCGGCGAGCCGGGUCCUAGGGGCGAGCCAGGCUGUUGGGGCGACCCAGGUCCAAGGGGCAAAGAAGGUUCUUGUGGGGAUGAAGGCCCUUGGGGCGAGCCAGGCUGUUGCGGGGAAGCUGGCCCUUGCGGUGAGGCCGGGCCCUAGGGCGAGCCAGGCUGUUGCGGGGAUGAAGGUUCUUGGGACGACCCAGGCCCUAGGGCAAUCCAGGCUGUUGCGGGGAAGACAGCCCUUGCGGCGAGCCGGUCCUAGGGGCAAUCCAGGCUGUUGCGGGAAGAAGGCCCUUGCG
Molecule: messenger RNA, 861 nt
Organism: Micropterus salmoides (largemouth bass)
Lineage: Eukaryota; Metazoa; Chordata; Actinopteri; Centrarchiformes; Centrarchidae
Product: collagen alpha-1(XX) chain-like
Exons: 5
Source: RefSeq, a predicted model, not a curated record